CGUCAAACAAAUUCGGUCAUUAGCAUUAGCUGUCAGUUUGUGUUGAUGUAGCUCUCAUUUGUAUUCUUUGUACCAAAUUAUGAGGAUAUAUUUUUCCCAGUUGUUGGUAUAGUCUUGUUAAAACGUGAGAAAACUAGUGAAAAUGACACCUAUAAUGAUGGAUUACGAUUUCAAGAUGCGGACUCAGGUCGAACGGACCAAAGUAGAGGAUCUAUUUGAGUUCGAAGGCUGUAAAGUUGGUCGUGGCACAUAUGGACAUGUGUACAAAGCGCACAGAAAAGAAGAAAAUGACAAAAAAGACUAUGCAUUGAAACAAAUUGAAGGGACUGGGCUUUCGAUGUCAGCAUGCCGUGAAAUCGCGCUGCUACGUGAACUUAAACAUCCGAAUGUGAUUAACUUAAUACGCGUAUUUCUAUCGCACACCGACCGAAAAGUGUGGUUACUAUUUGACUAUGCCGAACAUGAUCUUUGGCACAUAAUAAAAUUUCAUCGAGCAGCGAAGGCAAACAAGAAACCGGUUAUGGUUCCAAAAGCAAUGGUUAAGAGUUUAUUAUUCCAGAUUCUGGAUGGAAUUCAUUAUCUUCACAGCAAUUGGGUACUCCACAGAGAUUUGAAACCGGCGAAUAUUCUUGUGAUGGGUGAGGGUGCUGAAAGAGGACGAGUGAAAAUUGCCGAUAUGGGGUUUGCGCGUUUAUUUAACGCUCCGCUGAAACCAUUGGCAGAUUUGGAUCCAGUUGUAGUUACAUUUUGGUACCGGGCACCCGAACUGUUAUUGGGAGCACGUCACUACACAAAAGCCAUUGACAUAUGGGCCAUUGGGUGUAUUUUUGCUGAGCUUCUAACAUCCGAACCGAUUUUCCACUGUCGUCAAGAAGAUAUUAAAACAAGCAAUCCGUACCAUCAUGAUCAGCUUGACCGAAUUUUCAAUGUCAUGGGUUUUCCACAAGACAAAGACUGGGAAGAUAUUCGUAAAAUGCCUGAGCAUCAUACUCUGACAAAAGACUUCAAGCGUAACAACUAUGCGCAGUGUUCUUUGGUUAAAUACAUGGAAAGACAUAAGAUUAAGCCGGACAGUAAAUCAUUCCACCUGCUGCAGAGACUCUUGCUAAUGGAUCCCAACAAGCGCAUCACAUCGGAACAGGCAAUGCAAGACCCUUACUUUACGGAGGACCCACUCCCAACGUCCGAUGUGUUUGCUGGCUAUGCCAUUCCAUAUCCGAAACGAGAGUUUUUGACUGAAGAUGACCAAGAGGACAAUAAGUCGGAUAAGAGACAAAACCAACAAAACCAUCAGACACACCAGCAACAGCACAAUCAAGCAGCUGUUCAACAACAAACAAAUGUUCAACAACCACAACAAACAACGCAGCAGCAACAACAACAGCAACAACAGCAGCAGCAACAGCAUAUGAUUCAACAGCAAAUACAACAGCAGAUACAACAACAGCAACAGCAUCAGCAACACCAACACCAAACUCAUGGGUCACAUCAACCAAACCAGCUGGUUCAACAUCAAAUGCAACAUGUUCCUCACCAUCAUCCACAACAAAUGAUGAACACACAUCAUGACAAUCCGGCCAAAAGAAUGCGAAUGCAACACCAACAACAUCCACAACAGCCUCAUCCUCAAAUGUAUGGCAAUCAACAGCAACAAUCUCAAUCGAAUUUUCAACAAAGAUUUUAAGUUUUAAUGAUAUUAAGCUAAGAUCAAACGGCUGGUAGACUGUUUCUUCUCAACUUGCUCUAAGUUGUCAUUCAGUAUGCAAUGCAAGUCUUGAAUUUUCAAAUAAAUAAAUACGAUUUUUUGAGGAA
Molecule: messenger RNA, 1812 nt
Organism: Sitodiplosis mosellana (orange wheat blossom midge)
Lineage: Eukaryota; Metazoa; Arthropoda; Insecta; Diptera; Cecidomyiidae
Gene: Cdk8
Product: cyclin-dependent kinase 8
Exons: 8
Coding region: 143-1684 (513 amino acids)
Biological process (GO): protein phosphorylation
Cellular component (GO): nucleus; mediator complex
Molecular function (GO): cyclin-dependent protein serine/threonine kinase activity; ATP binding; RNA polymerase II CTD heptapeptide repeat kinase activity
Source: RefSeq, a predicted model, not a curated record